GAUGAAUACUUUAAUGCAAAAGAUGCGCACACUCACAUGACUCUUUGCCAAUACAUAUUUCUCUGGACUGAGAUUUCAGAGCAAACCCUCAUUGUAGUUUGUUGUAGAUUUCAAAGCCCAGCCCCCUCUCCACCAAUCCCAAGCGGCAAACUAUAUUAAAAAUAAAAAACCCAUUUUCCCUUUCCCUGGCUCAUAUAUUAGAUGUACUCUGUUCUACUUCUACCAGACCUACUCCGAUCAGCGAUCUGAAAUCGAACCCCCUUUCAUUCUUUUCUCUAUUUUAAUCAAUACCCUUUGAUCUUUUACUAUAUAUUCUGGAUUUUCAGUUACUCUAGCCUUUUUCAGGUCAAACCCAAUUUCUACUUUGUCUUCUCUUUCACUCUUUUUCAGCAGCCGUAAUAGUAUUUGGUUUCAUCUUUUCUCCCCCAGAAUACCAACUCUGACCGGUUGAUCAUAUCUGGGUUUUUUCUGUACUGGGUUUUUUGUGUACUUCACAGAAAACCCAACUUGAAUUUUCACCAAAGAAUCAACCUUUUUGCUGCACCAUGAUCUGCUCUGUGAAACAAUCCCCGGCGAUCACAAAUGGCUGUGAUGUUUUUCUCCGGCCAAAAGCUCGGCCGUCGGUGCAAGGAUCUUUGCAUUUGCCGUCUCUGCCUUUGAAGAGCUUUCAAAGGUCGGUGCUUUCGGUACAGAAGCCUCUGCACGUCUCUAGUAUAGAGACCUUUGGAUCACUCAAGGCUCGAACGAGUUUGAUCAAAUGUCAGGCUUACGAGGCAGAUCAGUCAGAGCCGAUCGAGCUUCCAAAGGUGGACACUCGAUCGGAGGCGGCCAAGAAGUUGAAGAUCGGUGUGUAUUUUGCUAUGUGGUGGGCUCUGAAUGUGGUGUUCAAUAUUUACAAUAAGAAGGUGUUGAAUGCGUACCCGUUUCCUUGGUUGACCUCCACUCUGUCUUUGGCAUGCGGGUCUUUGAUCAUGUUGGUGUCUUGGGCUACCAGGAUUGCUGAGGCGCCCAAGACUGAUAUGGAUUUUUGGAAGGCUCUGUUUCCUGUUGCUGUGGCACAUACAAUUGGACAUGUAGCUGCAACUGUUAGUAUGUCUAAGGUUGCAGUUUCUUUCACCCAUAUCAUCAAGAGUGGAGAGCCUGCUUUUAGUGUAUUGGUUUCGAGGUUCCUGCUGGGCGAGUCCUUCCCUACUUCGGUCUACCUCUCCCUUCUUCCAAUCAUUGGUGGUUGUGGUCUUGCUGCCUUGACAGAGCUGAAUUUCAACAUGAUUGGAUUCAUGGGGGCCAUGAUAUCAAACUUGGCAUUUGUCUUCCGAAACAUAUUUUCAAAGAAGGGCAUGAAGGGGAAGUCUGUUAGCGGAAUGAAUUAUUAUGCUUGUCUAUCUAUUAUGUCUCUCAUAAUUCUCACACCAUUUGCAAUUGCGGUGGAGGGACCCAAGAUGUGGGCAGCUGGAUUUGAAACAGCCAUGGCGCAAAUUGGUCCCAACUUGAUAUGGUGGAUGGCAGCCCAGAGUGUCUUCUAUCAUCUAUACAACCAGGUGUCAUACAUGUCGCUAGAUGAGAUCUCUCCUUUGACAUUUAGCAUAGGGAACACCAUGAAACGUAUUUCUGUCAUAGUAUCCUCCAUCAUCAUAUUCCACACACCUGUCCAGCCUGUCAAUGCUCUUGGAGCUGCUAUUGCAAUUUUCGGAACCUUCUUGUAUUCCCAGGCAAAGCUGUGAGGAGCCUGUGCUGGGGAAGACUUACGUAUAUCGUGUAUCAUAAACGACGGGAAGGGAGACUUCUGGUGUAGAAAGAGACGGGAAGAAGAGGUGCUGUGAAACUCCAUGGUUACCGGAUUUUUGGUUAUAUGAAUAAACCAAGAGCGUGUAAUUGUAGAUACUAAUAAUGGUUGAAACGGCACUAGUGUUAUACAAGGAAAGUAGGCACUAUUUUUUGCUCUUUUUUUUUGUUUAAAUUCAUGGAGACUGAAGAGAGAUAUUUCAAUAAGCAAGGAUUAAUAUCUGCAACAGUGUGUAUCUGUUGCUUUGAGAAGCAUAAAUGACAAUGUGGGCCCUUGGCUUAAUCGCA
Messenger RNA from Rosa rugosa (rugosa rose), 2070 nucleotides. RefSeq names its product glucose-6-phosphate/phosphate translocator 1, chloroplastic-like. The coding region runs from base 546 to 1721 and encodes 391 amino acids. Gene Ontology annotation, cellular component: Golgi apparatus; membrane. The transcript is spliced from 5 exons. Gene Ontology annotation, biological process: transmembrane transport. Gene Ontology annotation, molecular function: phosphoglycerate transmembrane transporter activity; antiporter activity; triose-phosphate transmembrane transporter activity. The record is from RefSeq and is a predicted model, not a curated record. Lineage: Eukaryota; Viridiplantae; Streptophyta; Magnoliopsida; Rosales; Rosaceae.